AAUUUGAACUGGGACAGCUGGUAGAGCCAAUGAUUUGGAAUUACUCCAGUGACGCUUCUUCUUUUAAAAUCCGCUUACAGCCCACCAUAUGGCAAAACUACAGUCAGGUCUUCAAAACUAUCUGGCUGGCUAGUGCAUUUAAAGGUGCUUUUGGUUCCACCUUACACUGGACGCCUACAAAAGAGCAUGUUCUGAACCAUCUACUCUGGCUUCAAGAAGUGGAUAAAGAAAUAUCAAAGAUUAAGACGAUUACCGUAAGGGGCUAUGCCCUGACUGGCUGGCAGAGGUAUGACCACUUGUCGGUGCUGUGUGAGUUACUACCUACAGGGUUGCCAUGUCUAGCACUCUGCCUACAGGUUCUAUUACAAGGUGGUUACUCCCAUGACACCUUAGAGAGAGUCUCCAAGCAGCUUGGCUUCACUGAACCCUUUCAGAUUGAACAUCCCAAAUAUGGAGACUGUCUAAACACCAGUGACUCCUUCCCAGGUAGUGACAUCUACACAGGAGUACAGGACCUCGUCCUCUUUGAGAUGUCUUCAAGAUUCAAGAACUUUGUCACUUUGAACCAGCUGCAUGGAAGCUUGAAUCCCAAUGCAAGUAUUGCUACUGAUCUUCCAAUGGAUCAUCAUUCAGUAGAGGAGAGUGCAGCUGAGGCUAAAUGUCUUGCGAGUCAAUUGGAUUUAAUCCGAAAAAGGGUACGCGUUUCCCUGACCACUGUCUACCAUGUCAUCACCGUUGAGGAGUGGCUUGAGCUUCGCAUCAAUCCCAUCCUCAGGGCGUUGAAGAUGUUCGUUGGAGGAGGGAGUAUGGAUGAGGUCAAAGAAGAAGACGAAGAGGAGAUGGAUGUAGCAACAAGGCCCAGCUGAAAAAGAAUCGAUGGGGGAACUUCUACACCAUGUGUGGCCUAGAAAUAUGAAUUCUGAACUCAAAGGCACAAAUUAUUGGUCUACCACUUGCGCAAGUACUCAUAUGGAAGUGUUUCUACACGAGUAUUAUCAGGGAUUUGUAUUCAUGGACUACUUCUUUUAAAGAUCUGCCAUUAGGGCGUUUCUCUAUUUUAAAACGGGGCUGUAUCUUGUCGUGAGGAAUAACUUUCAUGGAGUGGCUUUCUGCCUAUUUCACUCCACUGCAGGAGGAAAGCCUCUUCACCAAUUCUCCAUUUCACUCUAUCCUGCACUGUCUGUUGCCAAGCAAUGCCCCUUAUGUACUGAGAUCAUCUGGUUAACAGAAGUUAUAUUGCUCACCAAAUCUAAUUUGCAGGAAUCUUGAUUUUAGUAAAAUGAAUUGCUAUUUAGCUUGUAACCUGUUUCUGUUCUUCAAACUUUUGUCUGUGCUUAGCAAAUUUGGAUGCAAAGGUAGCUCUAUGAAAUUUAGUUCUGGUUAUGUCAUGGUGAUAUUAUGUUUUCUCAGAUUCUCAUGUAUAAGGGAUCAACAACUAUCCCUUCAAGGGAGAUUUUGGCAGUAAUUUUAUUCCAGACCCAUUGUGGGACAAAAGUAUGUCCCGAGCUAAAACGGCUCAUCAGGCCGGUGUUUAUAUCUUGUUUCCUCAGCAUCAAACGACUGAGAAUAUUGAUAUUCCCCCUGGACAGAACACCAGUCCAUCGCAGGUUACUCACCACCUUUCUCUGGUACCUAAUUGUACUCCAGGGUAGAGAGAAGCAAUUAUGAUCAAGUGUCUUGCUCAAUGACACAAGUGUCACGACUGACCAGGCCAGGAUUGGAGCCCAUAUUCUGUAAAUUACAGAACUUGAGUCCACCACCCUUGGCUGCUGGACCACGACACUCCCAACACUGUUUUCAGGGAGCAUCUCAAAACUCAGCAAGCUUGAUGCGUUGACUUGCAGUAAAUAUCCCAAGGGAAACAAUCAAUAUACCAUGUUUCAUUUCAGUGGGAUUGCACUGUCUGUCCCUUCCUCCUCCCGUGAUUCAAGCUAUAUAUGCCCUCUGGUCACAGCUUGUCGACACCUGGCAGCUAUGAACCAAGUGCAAACAUUCACAGUGGUCAUAUGUUCUUUGGAACAAGCCUAGUAACGUUCUGGGAAUGUUCCAAUAGGGCAUAUUUGAGACUCUCCCCCGAGUUCAUAGUAUUGUCUUUUCACACAAGGUACACUUUGUCAAGUUUUUCAACCUUGCUACAGUUUUGCAAGGAACCCUUGCUAAAUUGCACAUGUGUGAAAGGGGCUAUAGACUAACAUAUUUUCUAUCAUGAUUUCCAACACAGAGUGCAUUGUGUUACCUUAAAAACCAUGACAAGUUACUGCAUAACAUGACUUGUAAAACCAAAGCCAAUGUCCUUGCCUCUCACAAUGGGAAAGAGUGGGGGUGCAAUUGUUGUUUUGUGAUAAUAAUUAGAUUUGCAUAAUUUUAUGCGCAUGAAGUUCGAACAACAGUUUUAUAGUGUGCAAUGUGUGUGUAAACUAUCGUGAAAUACACCAGUUAAAACUGAAAUCACAUAAGCUUAUUUUAAAAUGAUUUAACACAAAAUAUUACCACGCAAUAUUACCCUUCUUUUUCAUGUCUUUGUUUGGGGUUGCCAGUCAUAAGCCAUAUACAACUGUUUCAUAUCUUUGUUUGGGGUUGCCAGUCAUAAGCCAUAUACAACUGUUUGGGGUUGCCAGUCAUAAGCCAUAUACAACUGUUUGGGGUUGCCAGUCAUAAGCCAUAUACAACUGUUUGGGGUUGCCAGUCAUAAGCCAUAUACAACUGUUUCAUAUCUUUGUUUGGGGUUGCCAGUCAUAAGCCAUAUACAACUGUUUCAUAUCUUUGUUUGGGGUUGCCAGUCAUAAGCCAUAUACAACUGUUUCAUAUCUUUGUUUGGGGUUGCCAGUCAUAAGCCAUAUACAACUGUUUCAUAUCUUUGUUUGGGGUUGCCAGUCAUAAGCCAUAUACAACUGUUUUAUUCGCUAUCGUGUAGCCAGGGAUCGCACCCAAGUUUUACCAAGUCAGUUUCCAUUGUUUUGUUUUUUAUUAUUUGGCAAUUUUACAAGUUACCAUUUGUUAUUGUAUCAAGGGAAACUGACUGACAAUUUUACUAGAACGGGAUCUGAACCUGCGACCUCUGGAUUAACAAGUGCUCUAUGAAAUAAAUUCAUCUGACAUUAGAGGUCACAGGUUGAAACCACGCUCUUGUAAAAUAAAUUCUUUGAUUCACGAAUAAAAAGUAUUGUUAAAGUCACAGACUUCUUGGAAUGUUCUCUUCCCAAAAGUUAAACGAACUGCUGUACUUUAAAAAUGCAAAACACGGUUUAUCAUUUUUUAAAUCAAGGAGAAAAACCAUCAGUCCAUAAAAAAAAUGUUUGCAUUUAUACCAUACCCUGUGAUUGGUAAGCAUUUUCCAACAGCUAGAAAAUAUUUUUAUUUUUGUUAAUUAGAAUUUUAGGCUUAUAGUGUAUUUGCUAUAUUGAUCUUGUAGUUGCAAAUUAUAAAAUAUAAAUGGUGAUUUAUUUUCUAAGUAAUUGUUAGGUACAUUAUUGAUUUUGACAAUAAGGGCUCUUGUUGGAUAUCUUGUUCUUUAUGUUACCUUACUAUUAAGGGGAAGGGGGUUCAGAUUUUAUAAUUAUUUUUGACUUUGUGAAAUGAUGUUGUAAUGUAUGUACCUCCAAGGUUCAAUUGUGUAGUAACAUUAUGAGCACAGAAAAGUUUUGCUCAGCAGAAAGGGGUUACCAGGACAAAAUUGGACACAAUGAGGAGUAUCAUUUUGGGCUGGUUCCCUACUAAAUUGUGGUUUGAGACAGUAUUUUCUGCUCAGCAGAGAAUUUUUAUAAUUUGUCCCUGAUGGUAAUCUUUAUAAAUUAGAUUUUUAGACUGCACUCUAAUAGAAAGGUACUUGUGUGGACGGUGGAAAUGUAUGUGGAUUUUUGCUUUUGAUGAUACUAUGGAAUUGGGAACACAGUAAGAAAUAUUUUCAAUAUUUUCAAAGUGUCUUCCAUUGCUUGACAUUCUACCUAUAUUUGUCUGAAAGGGAACACUUUAGGUUUGCGAAGCAUGUAUAGCCAAAUAUCUUUCAUUACUAACCCUGAAGAUGAGCCAAAACCAAUCAUGGAUCAUCAAAGGCACAUGUUGUACUGAAGCACUUUUUAAUUGGGGAGUUUAUUUAGCACAAAUGUAAAAUUUAGCACGCACAAACAAAACUAGAGAAACCAAACCAAUUAACCAAGAAAUAUAUUAUGGUUAACUGAAAAUGCCAUAUGUAUGUGCCUUGUCCGAAUUGGCAGCUACAGCUAUGGCUUCAGCUAGAUUUCCACAUUACCAUGUAUUGAAGUACAGAAUGUGCAUAGCAACAUCCUUAGUAACAGUUGUAGUUGUAAACAUAGCCACUGAUUCAGAGGCAGCCAUACUAUAAUAUCCUUGCACAGAUAAUGAUUCUCUCUGUGCUUGUUGUACAAAUCUGCUAAGAUCAGGGCCUAUAGUUUCUUAAAGCUUUUAGGCACAAAAACUUGCCAAGCACAGAAAAGUAUUGCUGAACAGAACAGCUUACCAGCCAAAACCACAUGUGAAGUUUACCUUGUGCCCAAUCAGGUUUUGCUUAGCAAAGAAAUUUGUCAACUUAAGCAGCUUUUUCUACUAAACAGCUUUUAUGCUUAACAGCUUUUCUGCUUAUUGUAAGCAAAGAAUCAGGGUUUAUGCAAGCAGGGACUUACAUGCCUACGUCAAGCCUAGCUAUUUCACAGGCAAGCAGGACAUUUUUGCUUGUGCACUUGGGUACUCCGCCUUACUAGUCAUUUUUCACUUUCACAGCUAUCUAGUCGGUGCUUGCAUAGUAACCAGAAAUUAGGCAAAUGGUUGUAAGCACGGAAAUUGGCUGUAUGCGGAGCCAUGAAGUUUGGCCCAGCUCUGUGUACCCAAGAAGAAUUAAGUUAAUUAUGUAAAAUGUUUAAACCUGUUUCCGACUGCACCAGGAAACUUUACGCUUACUUAAAUAAUAAUUAAGAUUCGGCUGCAUGAAUUUUAUAUGCACCCUAUAAAAGUAAUGUUUAAUUUAAAUGACACCAACCGUUGUUUGUACUUACUUGUACAUUUCCUUCACAAUGGAUAACUCUUAAAUAAAUAAAGAAGAAGACACAAAAGUU
Messenger RNA from Asterias rubens (European starfish), 5069 nucleotides. Its product is annotated as hexosaminidase D-like. Gene Ontology annotation, biological process: carbohydrate metabolic process. Lineage: Eukaryota; Metazoa; Echinodermata; Asteroidea; Forcipulatida; Asteriidae. The record is from RefSeq and is a predicted model, not a curated record. Gene Ontology annotation, molecular function: hexosaminidase activity.